Capsella rubella is the source of this 720-nucleotide messenger RNA. Its product is annotated as peroxiredoxin-2B. The record is from RefSeq and is a predicted model, not a curated record. Gene Ontology annotation, molecular function: thioredoxin peroxidase activity. The transcript is spliced from 3 exons. NCBI's taxonomy places the organism in Eukaryota, Viridiplantae, Streptophyta, Magnoliopsida, Brassicales, Brassicaceae. Gene Ontology annotation, cellular component: cytoplasm. The coding region runs from base 80 to 568 and encodes 162 amino acids. Gene Ontology annotation, biological process: hydrogen peroxide catabolic process; cellular response to oxidative stress; cell redox homeostasis.
UCAUUGCUCGCACUCACUCAAGUCCAAACUAUUUCAACUUUCCCCUUUUGCUUCUCAGCCACAGAGAUCUCUCCUCCUCAUGGCUCCAAUUGCUGUAGGCGAUGUUGUACCAGACGGAACUAUCUCAUACUUCGAUGAGAAUGAUCAGCUUCAGACCGUCUCUGUUCACGCUAUCGCCGCCGGCAAAAAAGUCAUCCUCUUUGGUGUUCCUGGUGCUUUCACUCCCACUUGCAGUAUGAAGCAUGUUCCUGGGUUUAUUGAGAAAGCAGAGGAGAUGAAGUCAAAGGGUGUUGAUGAGAUCAUUUGCUUUAGUGUGAACGAUCCUUUUGUGAUGAAGGCAUGGGGAAAGACAUACCCAGAGAACAAGCAUGUGAAGUUUGUAGCUGACGGGUCAGGGGAAUACACACACCUUCUAGGACUUGAGCUUGACCUCAAGGAGAAGGGUCUUGGUGUUAGGUCAAGGAGAUUCGCUCUGUUGCUUGAUAACCUCAAGGUGACUGUAGCCAAUGUUGAAUCCGGUGGUGAGUUCACGGUUUCCAGCGCCGAGGAUAUCCUCAAGGCUCUCUAAGAAACUUUAUGUCGUUUGCCUUUGUUGUCCACCUAAACCGCUGUAUUUGAAGUAGCAGAUUCUAUAUCGCCUGGUUUUUGAACAAGUAGGCAUAUAAUAAUGCGGUGUGUGAUGACUUGCUAGGCAUAAUAAAGUACUGACUUUGGUGUCUU